UAUUUUCUCCGCCAGAGCGGCGGGAAGGCGCUGCUGCUCUGAUCCAUGUCAACAACCAGAUUGUACCUAACGCGGAGACAACCCGUCAUCCGGAGCAACAUCGUUGUAAGCUUUUGGAACGUACUAACUCCGACUACGGUUGAUAUAACUUCCAAUAAUCAGGAGGAGUCAUGCAGGCUUUUUUGAAAGGAGCAACUGUUCAGACGUCCAGACCUCAAAAAGACAAGGCAGCAGCAGGGUCCAGUACAGAGAAGAAAGCCAAGGCCAUACCUUGGGUAGAAAAAUACAGGCCGAAGUGUAUUAAUGAGGUGGCCUUUCAGGAGGAGGUGGUAGCAGUGCUCAAGAAAUCUGUGGAAGGAGCAGAUCUUCCCAACUUGCUUUUCUAUGGCCCACCUGGAACAGGAAAGACCUCCACCAUCCUAGCUGCUGCCAGAGAACUUUAUGGUCCAGAGCUUUACAGACAGAGGGUUCUGGAGCUCAAUGCCUCUGAUGAACGAGGCAUCCAGGUCAUCAGAGAGAAGGUCAAGAACUUUGCUCAGCUCACCGUAGCUGGGACUCGCACUGAUGGGAAGCCGUGUCCCCCUUUUAAGAUAAUCAUCCUGGAUGAAGCGGACUCCAUGACGGCACCAGCUCAGGCGGCACUCAGGCGGACCAUGGAGAAGGAGUCCCGCACCACCCGCUUCUGUCUCAUCUGUAACUACAUCAGCAGGAUUAUUGAGCCCCUGACCUCCAGAUGCUCCAAGUUUCGUUUCAAACCUCUAGCAAAUCAGAUCCAAGAAGAGCGCCUGCUGGAGAUCUGCGAGAAGGAAAACCUCAAGUAUACCAAAGAGAGUAUAGCAGCGUUGGUGAAGGUGUCUGAGGGAGACCUGCGGAAAGCCAUCACCUUCCUGCAGAGCGCUGCGCGCCUCAACGUCAACAAGGAGAUCACAGAACGCACUGUGAUUGAAAUAGCUGGGGUCAUCCCUCCCAAGAUGAUUGACAACUUGCUCCAGAUCUGCUUCAAAGGAACGUUUGAGAAACUAGAGGUUGCCGUCAGGAACAUGGUGGAUGAAGGCUAUGCAGCCACACAGAUCCUGAGUCAGCUCCACGAGUCUAUCAUAGAGCAGGACCUGAGUGACAAGCAGAAGUCAGCCAUCACAGAGAAGAUGGCAGUUGUGGGCAAAUGUCUGUCAGAUGGUGCAGAUGAGUACCUGCAGAUGUUGAGUCUCUGCUCAGUUAUCAUGCAGCAGGCCUCCCAGAACAACUAAAAAUCCACAAAGUACCGUCAUCUGCUUCCAGCAGGCCCAGCAGCUGUGGAGCCAUCAGCUGGGUUCGUUCAGAGGAUACGAGAUGUUAACCGUGUUAACUGUUAGAGACCAGACCUGUCAAGCUUCCUCACUGUAUUUAAUCUAAAACAGUCUCCCUCCAUCUUGCAUUUUGGAAAUCAAUAAAUAUUUUUAUAUUUCU
Molecule: messenger RNA, 1446 nt
Organism: Micropterus salmoides (largemouth bass)
Lineage: Eukaryota; Metazoa; Chordata; Actinopteri; Centrarchiformes; Centrarchidae
Gene: rfc4
Product: replication factor C (activator 1) 4
Exons: 11
Coding region: 171-1247 (358 amino acids)
Biological process (GO): DNA repair; DNA-templated DNA replication
Cellular component (GO): DNA replication factor C complex; nucleus
Molecular function (GO): ATP hydrolysis activity; DNA binding; ATP binding
Source: RefSeq, a predicted model, not a curated record